Messenger RNA from Neoarius graeffei (lesser salmon catfish), 1131 nucleotides. RefSeq names its product chemokine-like factor. The record is from RefSeq and is a predicted model, not a curated record. The transcript has 4 exons. Lineage: Eukaryota; Metazoa; Chordata; Actinopteri; Siluriformes; Ariidae. Gene Ontology annotation, cellular component: membrane. Bases 30 to 467 code for a protein of 145 amino acids.
AGAGAGAGAGAGAGAGAGAGAGAGGAGAAAUGGCGGAGAAGCAGAAUGAGAGCGUCACAGUCCACUUCAUGGAGUUGGAUGUGUCCUUCCUCAAGUCCAAACGAGGUUUACUGAAAAUUGCAGAACUGGUGGUGCUGUUUGUGGCGUUUGUGUGUUUCACAGUGGCGUCGCAGCCGCCCUACAUCUCAGCCGCGUGUAUGGAGUUCAUCAUCACGCUCGCUCUGCUGCUCCUCUACCUGCUGAAACUCCACAAAUCCCUCAGCAUCUUCUUCUGGCCUCUGAUCGACGUCUUUAACUCCUUCUUCGCUGCGCUCUUCUUCUGCAUUAUCAGCCUGGUGGCCGUGUCCACUUUCACUACCAAGGGCAUUUUAGUGGGAGGAGUCGUGGGGUUUGUAGCUGUAGUGUUGUGGUGUGCUGAUGGUUAUUACAUCUUCAGUAAAAUCACCUUCAACCAGACGAUGAACUGAAAACCACAUGAACAGCGUUACAGAGAAAUGCUGUCCUUCUGUUUCACACACACACACACACACACACACACACACACACACACACACACACACACACACACACACACAGUGAGUGUAUCAACUACCCACCCUCGAUUAAUGUAGAGCAGCCUUUCUCAACCGGGGUGCCGUCAAAAAAUUAUAUAUUCUAACAUUGAAAUAAAUAAAAUGAAUUAAAAUUCCAGAAAACGAUAGUUACACUAAUGCAGAUCAUCGCCGCCUCAUGCGUCACCAAAAUUUGUGUCCCGCCCCCUUUCCCAUGUCAUAAGGUCAGUGGCGGGGUCAGCGCGCGCUCAGCGUGUGUUUAUUCGGGGCUGCUGGAGAUUCGCACCCGGGACUCCUGCAGGUGCGGGGACUGAGAAAAGGUUGAGAAACGCUGAAAUAUACUGUUUGUGUGUUAUGGAGUGUUUUAAAAAAAUGUUAGUCCUAUUUGUCUUGUGGGAAAUGUCCUGCCCUCUGUAAUAUAAUAUAAUAUAAUAUAAUAUAAUAUAAUAUAAUAUAAUAUAAUAUAAUAUAAUAUAAUAUAAUAUAAUAUAAAUGUUUGAGCAUUAACAGUGUUGUUGUGGUUCACUGAGCUGACUGCUGAAUAAACUCUCAAUAAAAGAUUUCUGAUGAAUUUAAAGAU